Messenger RNA from Ictidomys tridecemlineatus (thirteen-lined ground squirrel), 2910 nucleotides. It is a transcript of the gene Zc3hav1l, whose product is annotated as ZC3HAV1 like. The record is from RefSeq and is a predicted model, not a curated record. NCBI's taxonomy places the organism in Eukaryota, Metazoa, Chordata, Mammalia, Rodentia, Sciuridae.
UGAAAUCUUCCAAAUCCAGUGUGUGUAUUUCACCCAUCGCAUCUCAGCUGGGACUGGCCACAUUUCUAGUGCUCUGCAGCCACCUGUGGCUGGCGGCCACCUCCUUGGCGACGGUCCCCUACCAAGGACCUAAAGCAGCCCAGCCAUUCACCUCCUACCGCCUUACCUAUUUCAUCUGCUUUGCAGCCCCUACUAGUUUUACUUGCAAAGCUCUGGUUUGCCUGUCUCUUUUGUGACAAGGACUCACCCUGAAUGGUGCCAGGAUAGGACAGACAUUCAAUAAGCGUCCAUCCCUUCUUGAAUCCGUGCCCAGCAGACAUCGGGAACCUGGGCCGUCCUCUCACCCUCCGGGGCUGCCCUCGCCCUUCCUUUCCCAGGCCGGUCCCUGGAAUGUGGCUGGAAACCGUGGACGUGACUGGGAGGAGUCUGGCCUCCUCGGGUUUCGCGCGGCGCGCACAGGGACGCGGCCGCCGGCCAUGGCGGACCUCACGGUGUGCUCCUUCCUCACCAAGGUGCUGUGCGCCAACGGCGGCCGCAUGUUCCUGCAGGACCUGCGCGGCCACGUGGAGCUGUCGGAGGCGAAGCUCCGGGACGUGCUGCAGCGGGCCGGGCCCGAGCGCUUCCUGCUGCAGGAGGUGGAGAUGAAGGAGGGCCUCUGGGACGCCGAGGCGGAGGCGGCGGCGGGCGCGGGCGGCGCGGGCAGCGGCGGCGGCGCCUCGGCCUGGAGGGUGGUGGCCGUGUCCUCCGCGCGCCUCUGCGCCCGCUACCAGCGCGGGGAGUGCCAGGCCUGCGACCAGCUGCACUUCUGCCGACGGCACAUGCUGGGCAAGUGCCCCCACCGCGACUGCUGGUCUACCUGUACCCUUUCUCAUGAUAUCCACACACCUGUCAACAUCCAAGUCCUGAAAAACCACGGGAUUUUUGGCCUCAAUGAAGCCCAGCUUCGGAUCCUGCUUUUGCAGAAUGACCCCUGCCUUUUGCCAGAGGUCUGUUUGCUGUACAACAAAGGUGGGGAUCCCCUGUAUGGUUACUGCAACCUCAAGGAUAAAUGCACCAAGUUCCACGUGUGCAAAGCCUUCGUCAGGGGAGAGUGCAAGCUGCAGACCUGCAAACGGUCCCAUCAGCUCAUUCAUGCUACAGCCCUGAAGUUGCUUCAGGAGCAAGGACUGAGUAUUCCAAGUGUCGUUAAUUUUCAGAUCAUUUCUGCCUACAAGCAUAUGGAGCUGCACAAGAUGCUUGAAAACAAAGAUAACUCAGCUACUGAGUGUUCACAGGGCCUUGAAAAACAGAGAACACAGGAGGCCAGGGCUGGAGAAGGCAGGCCUCUGGUCCCCCUCCCUACUCAGUCAGCCAGGAAGCCCUGCCCAGGUAAACCGUGAAGGGCACCAGUGAAGCAAGAAGCUUGUUCAUCUUGGAAGACCUGAAAGCAAGUCUUCUGCUGAGCUUCAGUUUGUAACCAUUUGUUCUUUUAGUCAUUUCUUAAUAAUGGUCAUCAAUAGCUACCUCACAGCUUAUUGUGAGAGCUAAAGGUGGGAGGAUAAAAUUUGGCAUGGGUGGCUGGGGAUGAGGUUGGACAUGAAGCAGGCAAAGAGAAGGUAAAAUUUGAGCGCAGAGGGUUCAGUCCAGGGCAAAUCCUGAAGAUGCAGCUUCUGCAGUUCCUGAGCAUCUUCCCCAGCCUGGGCAGAUGGAGCUCUUCAAGUGGUAAAUUUCUGCUGACUUCUGUGGUCUGACCAAUGAUUUUGUCCAUGUAAUCAGUUUACAUAGAUCCAUACGCUUUGCACGGUUUUCUGCUUAGGCAUUUCAUAAGUAUCAUUCCAUUUUGUUCACAUUGAUCACACAUAAUCUUUUUUUUGCACAGAUACAUUAAUAUAUCAUAGUUCAUCUACCUCCCUUAUUCUGGGAUAUUUCAACUCUUAACAAAUUUUGAAUUUAUCUUUCUAUAAAAUAUACACAGUAUUGAAUUUGUAAAGCCAUGCUUUACUUUUGCUUAGCUUACAGGUGCUAAAUGAUAAUGUGUUUUGGUUUGCAUUUCUCUAAAUGUAUGUGAGUGAAUAGUAUUAACUGCCUUGUGUGGGUUCUCUUUUGUGUACUGUAUAUGUGGCCUUUUAUUGCUGGGCCCUCUGGGCCGACAUGGAGCUCCGUGAUUUCAUAAAAGAAUGUCAUCCAUACUGUGUCCAAGUUUUGUGCAUCCAUCCUUGGCCUGCACCACAGACUAUGUAACCUUUGGGUUCCUGUCAAAAAUUUCUACCUCAGCCUGUCUAUUUUUUAUCUUUUAUUGAGCUUUUGCUAAGCCCAGCUGCUAUAGUUUGAAGGAUGGGUAGUUCAUCCAUUACUCUGUAACUCUUCUUUCUGUGGAUGCAGAUGGACCAAGAAAAAUCUACCUGCUUCACCCAUUUCAUGUGGACUUCCCUCUUCCUCCCCGUUCCCUCUUCUGUCUUCUCCUGUGUAUCCUGCUGUCUUUAUCAAGUUAGUGUAGAUGUCACGUUCUUUGUUUUUAUCAAGGGGUACCACAGAGGCAGGUGUAUGAAUCCUUUGCUGUGUGUAUUUUAGUCAUAUUUCCAAAUGUCCUUGUGUAAAGUACUUUCUUAAUUUUUUUUUUUGCAAUAACACAAUGUGAGAAAAAGGGACAAUAUAGUAGCUUUUAUAAAACUAAAUUUAUUUAAUUUUGAGAAAACUUAUGUUUUCAUUUUGAGAAAAACUGAAAUGCUCUUCUAUUGAGUUGGGGGAAUGCAAAAAUGUUUUCAAGUGAUAAAUUUCUGUGUUUUCUCCUAAAAGGGCAAUAUGAUUCAUAUAACUUAUGAUAGUUUUUUUUACUGUUGUUGUCAACAACAGUAUUUCUGAAAAGCCUGAUGUUCUGCAUAUUUUGUUUUUUCUUUCUUUAUUAUUUUUUUCCUAGUUCUGAUUUUUCCU